UUCUCACACUCUAACCUUAGUGUUCAUUCCUUUUUGCUAUAAAUAUGAAUAACAUACCAUCAUUACCAAGUAAGUAAAACCCCAUCAUUUGUAAACCCAACACAUACACUCUAUAAUUUUCUUGUUCAUAAUCAUCAAUGGCGGCAUCAAUUAGUCGUCGGCUUUUGGGUCUAAUCAUUUCAUGCUUAAUGAUCAAUCAAGUGUGUGGAGGAAUUGAAGCACCAAAAGUGAAGCUAGAUUUGUAUUAUGAAAGCUUGUGUCCAUUUUGUGCCAACUUUAUCAUCAAUCCUAAUGGUGGACUUCCUGUCUUGUUUCAAAGUGGCUUGAUUGAUAUUGUUGACCUUCGCCUUUUCCCUUGGGGAAAUGCUUGGUUUACUUCCAAUAACUCCUUUGUUUGUCAGCAUGGUCCUGAUGAAUGUUUGUUUAACACUAUUGAAGCUUGUGCUAUUGAAGCUUGGCCUACUUUGGACGGUCAUUUUCCUUUUAUUACUUGCGUUGAGAGCCUUCUUUAUGAGGGAAAGUACACAGAAUGGGAGACUUGCUUCGACCGAUUGGGCUUGGACCCUACACCUGUUACUACUUGCUACAAGGGUGAAACCGGUAAAAAGCUAAAUCUAAAGUAUGCAUCUUUAACUGCUGCACUUGACCCUCCUCAUGAAUACGUGCCUUGGGUGGUUGUGGAUGGAGAACCGCUUCUUGAGGAUUAUGGGAACUUUAUAAGUUACAUAUGCAAAGUUUACAAAGGAUCACCACCAAGUGCUUGCAGCAAAGAGACCUUUAAAAGUCUUUCGAGAAAGAAGAUUAAUCAUGUAUAUCCUGUCUGCUAUGCUGAACAAACUUUGAAGGUGUCACCUUGGAUGAAACUUCGAUCAAUUUUAAGUUCAUGGGUGGAUAAAUUUAUGAUGAUAUAAAACUUAUAAACUAUUUAGAGAUUCUAGUUGUAAGUUUCAAAUACGAUGCUCUAAUAUCAUGGCUUUUUAUUUUAAGAUCUCGUACAAUUAUACUCUAUUUUACAUCUGCCUAAAAUCAUUUCUGAGUUUAUUGAUUGUUUACUAUGUCAAGAAGCUAUAAAUGCAUACUCGGUAUGGAUUUUAUGGCUUGCUCCUAUUAGCACUAGUGUUUGCUUAAGGAAUGUAAAUAUUUUAUACUUUUAUGUAUGAGUUAGAGUAUGUAAGUACUUUGUAAGUGGAUCGAAGUUGUUAUCAAUUAUGUGACUUGAGUGCACAUAUAAUGAGUGUAUUCAUGUAUGAAUCUUGGAUUUGGAAUCCAAUGGGUGUGAUAAUGUGAGAGAUUAAAUUGUUAA
Molecule: messenger RNA, 1303 nt
Organism: Amaranthus tricolor (Joseph's coat)
Lineage: Eukaryota; Viridiplantae; Streptophyta; Magnoliopsida; Caryophyllales; Amaranthaceae
Product: gamma-interferon-responsive lysosomal thiol protein-like
Exons: 5
Coding region: 138-911 (257 amino acids)
Molecular function (GO): oxidoreductase activity, acting on a sulfur group of donors, disulfide as acceptor
Source: RefSeq, a predicted model, not a curated record